Aphanomyces astaci is the source of this 3048-nucleotide messenger RNA. RefSeq lists its product as hypothetical. Lineage: Eukaryota; Oomycota; Saprolegniomycetes; Saprolegniales; Verrucalvaceae. Gene Ontology annotation, molecular function: protein binding. The record is from RefSeq and is a predicted model, not a curated record. The coding region runs from base 37 to 2721 and encodes 894 amino acids. The transcript is spliced from 6 exons.
GUCCUAACGUAUUUCAGGAAUCAGCGUCACAAGAACAUGCCCAUGGCACCACCAUUCUCACUCAUUGUAGGUGACACAUCAUGGGUGGUCACUAUCGAGUCAACGCAAUCAGGGUACGAAGUUCAAGCAACUAACGGAUCGGAUCUACAGUGUAGCCUCCAUAUUGACGAAUCAUCGGUGAAGAAAUUGCCAAAACAUGGCGCGAUCAAUGAUCACGAUGACUUCAACGUGAUAUUCAACCACCUUCAAUUGAGUCCACAUCCAGACGGAACUACAACGUUGUUGCUACGGCCACCUACCACAGAGCUGGAGCCUCAGACCUCAUCUCUCGCACAACUUCUAAGCGCUACACAAAUCUCCGACAGACGUCCGUCGUUGGACAACUUGCCCGUUCUCAGUGGCGACUUCAAGAAACGGACAAUGAGUGUGGCCAUCGCCCCCUCGUCGGCAUCACCAUCCACAGCAUUUCCACCCAUCAUCAAGUCCCCGUCAAGAUCCGCGUCCAUGUCCAUGAAGGGAGGAGCCAGUCCUUCAUCGUCACCAAGUUGGACCAAACUCGUCAAAGUCGUUCGCCGCAUCCCCGUGUUUGAGCUGGAAGAAGCGGUGCUUCGCAACACGCACGACGUCAAGCUCCGCGUGGAGCUGGGGCUGCGAUACAGCGAGACGUUUGCCACCGAAAUGCCUGCAAUGCUGCUGCUGGAGCAAGCGAGCUUGUUCAGCGACAACGCGGCGGUGGGGUGGCGAUUCUGGAACACGCUCGGUGACCUGCACUUUUCACUUCUGAAACGGUACCCGCGCUACAACUACUGCUUUGCGUUCCACCUCCAAAAGUGCACUUCGGCGUUGGCCAAAGCGCUGUCGUACAUUGAAAACGUCGCGGACACGUCGCUCAUUGUGAAAUAUGCGACGGGGUUAUUCAUGAAGGGCGAGCGCGAACUGCCGUACGAACUGCUUAAAUCGCUGAGCUUGACGUAUGCCAGCAACGGCGCCAAGCUCGAGCCCGCCGCGGUGGUGGAACGGCACGCGCUGCUCUUCCGCGUCACACUGGCCAACUCGAUCAUGCACGAGGCCGUGCACCACAUUACCAAGUUGAUUGAACUGGUCACGGCCGACACGACGCUACUCCCCACGGGGUACACCCUCAACGACUUCCACCUCAUGCUCGCCCGGUGUGCACAGAUCGAAGGCGACUUUCUCUUUGCCACCCACACGUUUUCGCGCAUCCUCGGCGAAACAUUUGGCCACUCGACUGUGUAUUCCGACGACCAGUACUUUUCGCUGUGGCAUCAUCUCGGCACCUCGUGCUACGACCAAGGCCACAUGUGGCUGUGCAUCGAGUACUACACCCUUGCGCUGACCUACGCCAAGCACCUUCCAAUGCGCGCGACCAUCUACUACCGCCGAGGCCUGGCGUACUAUUGCAUUGGCGAAGCGAUCAAAGCUGAAGACGACUACCGAAGGGCCAAGAGCGCAUGCCACGACGUCAAGCCCGACGUGACGCUGCACGAUCUCAAGAAAGAGUACCUCGUCGAGUUUGACCGGUUGUUGGACACACCUGUGGCCACUCUGAUCAGUCAAGUUCGCAAAGGCAUGGGCAAGACCACCGCGUCCAUCAAGGUUCAACGCCAUUUUCGACACUUUAUGCAACGCAAGCGCAAAAAGUCCGACGCGUCACGACUGUUGAGGCGGUUCUCCAAUAGCAACCGCGCUUCGUCGGUGGUGAACCUGCUCGCCUCCACCGAAGAAGGCGACGAACCGAUCGUCGCCGCCCCCGUGCCCCCCGCCUCGUUGCCGGAGCUCUCCCCCGCCGACGAAUUCAAAUGCCGACGGGAGGCGGCGCUGCAGUCGCUGCAAGCUUUGCACGCGAAUGACAUGCACGUGACCACUCCUCUGAAAGCCACCCGCGCGAAAUCUCCCCUGAAGAAACCACCCCCCCAGUCAUUGCAAUCGAUCUCGUUUCUCACGCCAGACUAUGAUCGCCCCGAAGCUCGCCGCCAACGCUCCAUCACAUCCUACCGUCGGUUGGGGUACUCGACAGGCAACGUGUCGUGCGUACAGCACUGGAAAGCGAUCAUCAAAUGCGGUCAAAGGCUGUAUCCGACGUUGGACGCCAUCCACCGGGCGGUUGCGCACGUGAAAUUCUUCCACACCAACAUGCCUGGUGACGUGGCGUUCUGUGCGUUGGCAGACAGCGACGGCCAAGUGGACGAAGCAUGCGGUAAGCUCAGCGACGCCAACUACCGGUCGGAACUGGAUUGCAUCUGCCGGGUCUUGGACGUGAGCGCUUGGAUGACCAUGCACGACGACGGCCGACCGGUGGAACUGGCGGGGGUGCCCGAGAUCGAUCCGGACACGGGGAGGUUCUUCGUGCACGCGCUCGACACGAGCAUGUUCAAGCAGGGGAAGUUGCCGUCCUCCCCUGAGGCAGCCAUCACCUCUGUCCUCAGCGACACCACGCAUGACCAUACUCCGAUAGCAAUCCCACCGUCCAAGCUAAAGCUGCAGCAGACGUCGUCCGUGUUGUUUGAGAAGCGUAUUUUCAAGGACAAGCCGUUCCGUGUAGGGCAUGUCAUUGAGCGGCAUGCCUCCUCUACUUCGGACCUGAAUGCGAUGCCAGAGUCCAUUAUCGUGGUGGACCCUAGGCCCCCCAAGCUGUUGCAGUCCAUUGCGUCGACGAACAAACUAAAAGAACGCACAAGGCAAACGCCUGCUUUGGAAUAGUCUGUCGAGUACUGUUCAAUCGACAGAAAUGGAUGGCUGGGAUUCAAUGGAGAUAUGACGACGAGACGAUAACGGCUUCUAGUCUUUUUUGGGGAACACGACACGCUUAAACUCGCUGGCAGCGCCAAUGCUCGCAGCGACGGAGCGCAACGUGGCUUCCGCAGCAACCUCAAGCUCCUCCUUGGUCCCGUUGUUGUCGAUCACCACGUCCGCCAGCUUGACCUUUUCCUGUCAAGGUAUUAGUGCAAUGUGAUGAGAUAUAUGCAUGCCCUCCGUGCGUGUGUGUACGAUAAACACGAUCAUGACACAUGUGUACCUCAAUACUCA